CUUAUUUAUCUUUGAAGUGAUGUCUUGAUCAAUUUGAUUGGUGACCUCUAAGAUUGAUAAGGUAGUGAUAUGAAAGGAAGAAAGGUGAUGAUGGUCAUAUGUGGACGGUGUUAAAUUCGCAGACGUUAAAUGCUUAAGACGCAAAGGAUAUCCGCUAAAUCUUAAAGGACUGCAUGACUUCAAAACCUUUGCUCACACGAUCAAGGGAAGCCUAUACUGAGUUACGUAAGUAUUCAUAUUUUUCUAAGAAUUUUUACUUUUCUCGUUUCCUUGCAGUCAUAAUUUUAUCUCAGCUGCUAGGAAAAUUUUCCACAGCAGUUGAUACUCUUCCUAGUUUCAAUUUCUGUCCGUGAGAGUACCUCGUCGAAGCUCGCUUUUUUCUCGCGGAAGCACUCUUUUAUUGUUAAAACUACGCUUCGAACAAUCGUCUUCCGAUCUAGAUAAAUACGCAACUUGAGGAGUUCUUGCGUGUGAUUCCGUGAUUCUUAGUCCCUUCGUCUGUAGAAAUCGUUUGACAGAGACGCAGGUUGUGAAGAAGCCAAUGUUUGUUAAAGUAAGUCAAACAUCCAUUCAUGCGACUUGCAGUGGUUAAAAUAUUAAAUUGUUUUCCUGCGAAGAUGACUAUCUAGUAAUUGUACAGACUUUAGUUUGUGGUAACCAUGAACACCUUUAAUAUUAUCAGUUGCUACUUAUUUAGUGAAAGUUCGAAGGACUGAAUGGCACUCCGCGGACAAGACCUUUUAGCUUUAUUUUUGUGACCCUUUUGUGUAAUUGAGACAAUUAACGAGCGGCAUUAAAAUGGGGAAGUAGAGAGAUAAGUGGAAAGCCGGAAACACCUGUUUGCAAUUUGGGAUCAUUUUUGGUCUCAAAUAAAGCCGCUUCCUCGACAUCAUCCUGAACGUCUCGAUCGCCCAAGUCUCGGGCGACAGCGACGAUCAUAUCAACAUGUAUAUGAGAACACCUCUGAUAAGGUGGUUCUAUCUGUGUGACUCAAGGAUGGGCCCAGUGGAUACAACCGUAAAUGACCGUUGUGUAGGUACAGGUUUCUACGUAGUCGUGCGGAUCGUCUAAUAUCGAGACGACCCGGACGGGGCUUAACCUUUUGUAAAAUCUAAAUCGAUUAUGUUUUGAACUUUUUAUCCUUCAGUUUCGACAAACAGAACUUUCGUGCGGGGGAACAAUUUUUUGUCAGUACAUUUUAAAAGAUGCUACGAAGAAGUUUGGUUUUCUGCCUGGUAAUUGCAGUUUUCCAAGGGCUGGUGUUGGUUAAAGGUGAGCAAUAUUCGACCAGUAACCGUUUUGUGUUUAUACAGUAGGCCCCAGUUUUUCAAAAGGUAGCUAGUGCUAUCCACCGGAUAAAUUUCUUCCUAGCGGAUAACGCAAUUGUUUCCCGUAAUACUUAUCCGCUGGAUAGUGAUUUGUCCGGUGGGUAGUGCUAUCUAACGUUUGAAUAACCUGGACGGGAUAAUCAAUAUAGCAUAAUAUGUUUUUGUGCUCCAUUUCGCUCUGUCGUAUGCCAUUUUGAAAAGUAAGCGUUAUAACAUAGUGGAUUAAUGCAAAGCACGGAAGUGAGGGUGAAAAAACUAGUAUUCUUGAAUUCCCCGCACCCAAAAAACUGACAACCAGAAAUGCGGUGCGGGAUAAGUAGACAAUUCUUAGCCCAUUUAUUGAACUAACCAACUAAUCACAAAACAAAAACAACUGUUUCCACUGUUUAGACACCAAAAAAUCAAACAAACUGUAUACGUUUGAUCCGGCCAAAGUAAAUGAAAAAACAAAACCACUUAUAAUAACUGUCAACCAUCAGGAAAACACAACUAAAAUCGUUACGAGGAAAUGGAUUACAGGAUUUCAAUCGAAAUAUACAAAAGAACAAAAUUUAACUGUCCGCUUGUAAAAAUCCACAAUGAAACUUGUUUACUGUUCAGCGAAUAUAUACUUGCUACUUUACAUAUCACACUUUCUUCUCAUAAUCUCAUGCCGGCACUUAAAACACACUGCCGACGAAUGCACCUGUGCUUGGGAAUUCAAGAAACCAUUUAUCUUUUGUUUCAUUACGCUUCGCUGCAUUCAGGCAAAGAUAAAUGAACAAUUCUUGAAUUCCCCGCACCCAAAAAACUGACAACCAGAAAUGCGGUGCGGGAUAAGUAGACAAUUCACAAUCAGCGGCAAAAGCAUAUAAGGAUACAAAAAAAAGGCAAUGUUCAUUAAGCAAACGUAUUUACUGUAUAAUAAAUAGCUAAUCGCUUGUAUACCAUAAGGGUACUGUCCAAAAAUCCUCAAGCAUAUCCACCUGCGGCAAGGAUACUAUGUCGUCAAGCAACGUUAAGCCAUCAGAAUUAAUUGGGCAAACGUAAAUCUCUACAUACUGCUGCAUACAACACAACUCGCGCAAUGUUUAUCAAGCAAAUCACAAACUGAAAAUUAAAGAGCCAAAUUUCUAGAUACCACAAGGGUAUUUUCCAAAGAUUCAUCGACAUAACCAUCUGCGGCUUGGAUACUGCGCCAACCACCAUGUCUACGCCAUACUCUCCCAGAAACUCCGCUGCGUGCUGCUUGGGAAGCACCACCUGAACGAAGGCUAUGUAAACCAAAUUCGUUCGAGUCUAAACCAAGUUCGGAAAUCAUUUGACGAAACUGUUCCCGUGCCCGAGAAUAUGACAGAGCAGCUUGUCGCAGCUUGUACCCGGCACCCAAUUUCUGGCAGAGACAAAAUAAUGACUGAGAUGGUUGAUGCUCUCCGCGCUCAAGGAAUAACUCUAACAGUUUCACUGGACAAGAGCUGGAAGGUAAACGAGCAACUUUAACCACAGAUCCCUGACGGAAUUGAUCGUUCUUACGCCUGUCUAGGAAAACAGACAUGUGGGUGGGGCAAAACCUUAAGUCACAGGCACGUAAGUCACGCAGCUCUGACCAACGUAGGAAAGCACAAAAACCAAGCGCAACCAGCGACACCAUUUGUAGGUUCGGUAGAGAAGCCCGAGGGUGACCAUAGGAACGAAUCAGCGCCCUGACGUGAUGAGAUUCAAUAGCCUGCUUUUUCCUAGAUGGACCAGCCAGGAGGCGUUUAAAGCCAGCCAAGGUCUGAGAAACGAGCGGAUCGUCGACAGGAUUAGGACAUCCAAGUUUCUUAUGUAGCCAUGCAAUGCCAUAAGCUGCUCCAAGGAUUGACGAGCGAGAUAAGCCUCGGUCUGAAAGACUAGUUAAGUAGAGAGCAACUGCGGCUGGGUUAGACUGUAAAGGAGGAAACGAGUAACACUUGCACCAGUCAAUCCAUCGAUUGGCUGCCCCUGCAUACGAAGACACGGUUGAAGCGGCACAGUCAUUAAGUAUGACAGUCUUUAACAGUUCUACAAGCCUCUGAAUCUCCGCGUUGCUCCGUUGGUAAGGCGACAAGCCUAAAGUGAAAAUCAACAAUGUCCAAAACAUGGCACUUUAAAGACAGGAACAACAUCCAAUUGCUACAGAACACUAAACGCGCAAGAUACACAUCGUCUGCAACGAGAACUGCCCACAUGGCAAGUUAACACAGCAACAGUACACACUCCAGCACAAGGAGGCUUGGCCCACUCGGCGUCAACUGGUAAGCAAAUCCACACAAAGGAUAGAGGAGUCCACUUGACUCUAAAACGAACACACUACUGUGUCGGCAGUAGUGCCCUCUCGGCUUGCUUCAGCUGCACAACUCGUGCGUACUAGUACAGUUCCAAGUCCACUGACUUGCAAAGAGCAAAGGCCCACACCUAGGCCAAAAAGGCUCAGACAGAACAAAAACAAAUAAUUAGGAUGAACAACUCGUUCAAGGUACUCAUCUAAGACGCGAAAAACGUUCUACAGCAAAACUAAGGAAAUACAAUUCUCAAAGCAAAUACCCUACACGAGGGAAUACCAUGCCCGAAAAGAUCCGCGGCUGCGGAACGAGGGAGAAAAGUAGACUCAUGUAAAGGAAUCUCCCGCCAGUCAAGAACAAAAGGGUGGAAAACCCCGGGGCUUCGAGACACCAACGGCCACCAAUGAGCAGAUUGCCAAAAGGGGAUAAUGAGAGUGCCCUGCUCUCUACCCAGUUUCAUGUGAUUGAUAACCCUGGGAAUAAGGAACACUGGGGGGACCAACCAAUUGUUUUCCCCUCCCCAGCUGACGGUAAAAGCAUCAACAGUUUCGGUCCCAGGACACCACCAUCGAGAACAAAACCUGGGCAACUGGAAAGAAUUAUGACUCGCAAAACGAUCUACAGUGUGGGUCCCCACAGAAUAUCCAACUGGCGAAAAUGGACAGGGUUGAGCAUCCAAUCAUCGGUGUCGACAACUUUCGACCAAUAAUCAGCUUUGAAAUUAAAGUGGCGAGGUAUCCACUCCGCAGAAAAGCGAAUACCGGCUUCAUGGCACAAAUUGUAAAUGGCAACCGCUUCUUUUUGCAAAUGAGGCUUACUACUGCCGACGGACAAAAUACUGCAGACGCUCUGAUUGUCAGAUCUAUGCUUGCACUCCUUACCCGCCAAAAGACCGGAAAACGACUGAAGAACAAAUCUAAUUGCACGAAUCUCGUGGAAAGAAGAGCUGCAUAGGGCCUCGGAACCCAACCAGUUCCCUCUAGCGAUAUGCGUACCAAAUUGAACAAUAAAUCCCGCCCAACCCACAUUGCUGGCAUCCGAAUAAGACAAAAGCUCUAUCUUCGGGGAGGGCCUCCAGAUUGGUUUGCCGCACAAACGAAAGAAAUUAUCUCUCCAAAAAUUAAGUUCCUCUACAGCUUCACGCGUUAAAGCCACCUUGCAGCUAAGGCUAUGAACGCUAUUAAGGACUGCGUACAAGGCUCGGGUGCGCAAACGCACAACUGGACCUAAAGCGAGCUCCAUGGAAAUAAGGGUACCCGUAAAACGAGACACAUCCCUAGCCGUGGGUGAAACAUCGUCAAGAAGCAGUGAAAUCAGAUUAAACAGGUGAUCAAUCUUGCCUGGUGGGAUACUAAAUUCUCCUUUGGUAAGGUCCAAAAUAAAGCCUAAGUGCUCCCCUUUUUGGCGCGGUUCAAAAUUGCUCUUCUCCUCAUUCACUAGCAGGCCAAGGCGAUCAAGAUCGCCUCGCACUAGUUGCGCUUCCUGAGAACACGAAUCUUUACUUGAAUCGGUGCCGAUACCGUCGUCCAAAUAGACAGAAAUCCUAAUGCCUUGUGACCGCCAGUGUGAAACAACUGGUCUUAACAAUUUGGUGAAAACGUAAGGAGACGUACUUAAACCAAAAGGAAGCGAACAAAACAAAAAAUAGCGUGGCUUACCAUCGAAAGUAAACGAAAAAGCCAAAUACUUCCAAUGCUCUUGAAAAAUGUCAACAUGAUGGUAGCCAUUACGAAGAUCGAAAGUAAAAAACCAAUCACCUGGCUGAAGAAUUUCCGCCACGACUCGAAGGUCUUCGAACUUAAACUUACGCUUGGCUAGGUGCUUGUUAAGAAAGCGAAGGUCGAGAAUCAAUCGAAGUUUGCCAUUCUUUUUAGGAACUACACCUAAGGGACUGCAAACAUGAACUUGGUCACGCUUGACUUCCACCGCGCUACCUGCCAACAACAAUUGCUCGAUAGCUUCACAAACAAAAGCUCUAUUAUCAACAGCGCUUUUAUGAUUACUAAAGAAAUACUUCAAUGGAAUUGAAACAAAUGGUAACUUAUAACCGCUUUCAAUAACACUAAGAACAAAAGAAGAGGCCCCAAUAGAACGCCAAACAUGCAAAAACUUGCGCAAGCGGCCUCGAAUCCAAAAUACUGAGGAAACGCCCGUGUCAAGUUCAGCCUCGCCGCGUUCCGAAAAUUCGUCAAAAUCAGAGUCAGCUAGUCAUUUAGCGGAAGAGGAAACUUUACAAUCCUUGAUGAAAUGGCCUGCUUUGCCGCAACCAAAGCAGCGAUAAACAGAAGCUUUUUUCUCCGGUACAGGAUUAACCAAAAGCUGACCGACAUCCGGGCGAAAAUCCACGAUUCUAUGUGACUGGCCAAAAUUUACUCUGGGGCCGCUUUUGAAAGAUGUAGACUGAGACUUAAAACGAGUUCCCAUUUUGCUUCUCAAGCUAUUUUUUCGAUUUCGCUUCUCCCGAGACCUCUCUGCUUCCUUGCGCGCGACACGCAGUUUCUUUUCUUCUUUCGUCAUUUUUAUUCUACCACGUCCCAGCCGUGUCGGUCAGCAAUAGAAAUAAGCUUAUUUCUGUUAUCAAGGAGUGACAUACCUUCUUUGGCAAUCUUAGUGAUGGCGUCAUCCGCCCCAGCCCUCUCUAAAAUCUGGUUGAACUUAUCCUUGACGUCAGUGUUGAACUUGAACUGUUUCUUGUUACUCUUAUAUUUGAACUCGGGCUCCUCCUCCGCAGACUUGCGUUUUAAUGAGUCGAGCUGUUCCAUGACAAACUUGACCUCUUGCGUUUUCGUCUCCAAGGCCUUUAAGAUUUCCUUCGCCCACGUUGGGGGCUCAGGGCUGCGAGAAGCCGAGCGACUUCUACGGUGCGAACGCUCGCGGACACUCCUUCGCGAAGGCGAAGAACUACGACCAAAACCGCUUGAAGCUGCAACAUGUGAGCGAGAACUACGACGGCCUGAACUUCGAUGUUCUCUUGACCUGGACGGCCGGACAACAGGGUCUUCAAUGUCCGCGUUGACUCUCGAAACACGAGAACGAACUGAAGCCGGGCGACCACGACGGCCCCGCGCCAUGUGGACGAGAUAGGAAGAACGAGCUAAGAAUUUAACUGUCCGCUUGUAAAAAUCCACAAUGAAACUUGUUUACUGUUCAGCGAAUAUAUACUUGCUACUUUACAUAUCACACUUUCUUCUCAUAAUCUCAUGCCGGCACUUAAAACACACUGCCGACGAAUGCACCUGUGCUUGGGAAUUCAAGAAACCAUUUAUCUUUUGUUUCAUUACGCUUCGCUGCAUUCAGGCAAAGAUAAAUGAACAAAUACUUUUUAUAAGGCUAGAUCUGUGUCUAGGCAGGAGGAAGAGAAUCAUGUGUUCUGAUUGGCCACCCGGACGGGCAAGAGGAUUCAUCUUGCUCGCGCGAGAUUUCUCGCUUUUGUUUUCAUCUAAUUUUGUCUUGCUACAUACAAACGCGAAAAAAAAGACUUGACCUCACGCUUGGUCAAUAACGCAUUUAAAUUUGCCCUGGAAGCACAGUGUUUUGCAUGUACACUUUGACACCGUAAGCUUGGCUCUCAAAUAUUUUGUUUCAAAGUUACAUUGCCAAGGGUGGUUAAAUACAAUACUUCUUCCCGGUUGCCUAGUCCGUGGGCCUUCGCGGCCAAAGCGUUUCGGGUCACGUGGUCCAAGCCUCGGCUACGUCACCGAAGUGAAUUGACCGAGAGGGACUAGGAAAACGCCAUACAGGGACUAGGCAAUCUCCUUGGCACAUUGCUGAAUUGUUUUAUUUUUGUAUUUGCUUGUUACUUCUAGACAUUCGGCUGAAAAUAAGCAGGAUUACUAAGUAUACGUAAGCCUCUCUAAGAGGGGUCAUUCACAUUACGUCGUUCCUCAUCUGAAAGUAGCGCGCGCUAUAGCCGCGAAUUUCAAGUUUAGGGAGAUAGUUUUCCUUUUCGGCCAAGGUACCACAAAAAAGUGGUCUUCAGCUGCAAGUUUCUAAUUAAGUUAUUUAGAAACGCUAUUUCAUGAGGGUACCAUUUUCGAGUGCUUAACCUCUUCAUCGUUUCCUUUACAUGUGUAGCCCGUCGUUGUUCCGAAAUGCUGAAAGAUAAGCCUUGUGUGGGUAGGUAAAAGAUCGAUUUUUUUAUUUAUUAAUUUCUAUUUCUAUUGGAAAAAUAACCAACCAUUUCCAUGGUAAUGGUGCUAUAGCAUUCAGGUAUUGAAAUGGGUAUUUUGUUAGGAAGCGGUCGAUAUAUCGGCCCGCGGCCCGUCAGCUGGUACGCCCUCGCACUUAAGGUGACGCGACCCAGUUUUUUUGGGGGGGUACCAUCCUACUUUGAAGCUCUCUGGUAUCCCCACCUUUACUUUUAUCUUUACUUUUAUCGUGACCAUUCGGAAGUCAGCCAAGCGCGGUCAUUGCACGCGUGCUGAACAAGAAUGCUGUAUAAUGACAGACUAGAAACAAUAGACAACUCCCAAAGCGCAAACUCAGCCAAAACGCUAAAAAUCUUCAAUGUUUACUCAAGUUUGGGCUUAUAGAAGAUAAUAUCACAGUUUUUCAAUGACCAUGAAAUUCAGAGUCCGGGUAGUUAGUUAAUCAAUUGUGGCCCUGAAAAAAUUUGAAGGAAAAAAAACUACGAAUUUUUAAGAAAAUGCUUUUUUCGUGAGAUUGACUCUUAAACGCCGACAAACGUCAACAAAUAGCGAAAACUAUAAUUUCUAUGUUUGCUUUGCUCGAAAUCGUGCGCAUUUACAAGGUCCUAGAGCGUUUUGCUGACUUGCAAGGACCCAUCUGUUAUAAGGAUGCUCAAAAUACAGAGAUGAAUCUCAUAGUUUAUUAGAUAUAAUCCGUGUAAAGUUUGCUUAUCAUUUUCGCGUAAAUUAUGACCUAAAUUUGGAAACCGCUGAAUUUCUCGAAUUGGGUCUUUGCGAUUUUGGUGAAACUCUGUUCAGCGCAAGGCACUAAUGCGCACUAUGUGUAGCCGAGAGAUUUUCACGAAAAAGUGCUGGCAACAGCAGAUUUUCGACUCAGACCUCAAAGGGGCGUGGCAUUAUAACCACGUGACAUUUACUCCGAUCGCCAAAAAUUUUAUGUUAUAUUGUAGAUUGAUCUAUAUGUUAUCCAUUCUAUGUGUUAGACUUACGAUAAAAGUAAAGGUGGGGAUACCAGAGAGCUUCAAAGUAGGAUGGUACCCCCUAAAAAAAACUGGGUCGAGUCACCUUAAGCCCACGCGAAACCAAGGCACAGGACCCUGCUUGCAGGUUAGAACAAAUAAAAUAGUCACCGCUGUCACAGUAAGGGCGUUGCUGGUGGUAUCUGUGUAAUAAAGUAGAAUGUCGUUCAAGGAAAUUAUUAUAUUUUAGUAUUCUAAAUUGCUUUAAGUUGUUAUCAAACGAAAACGACGUUCGAGAAGUAUCCCUUUGUAGACCAUUAAUCCUGUUUCCCUUUGGUAGGAGCCUAUUUCCUAACUUUGGCGAAUAAUGCUACAGAAACCGUGUUGGAUGACCUGUGCCAGCCGUGCAUCGAAUACUAAGAGUUCUAAUAUUAAUACUUUGUGGCAUUCUAGGGCUACUUAUCUUUCUCAUGUAUUCCUUUACGAAAGCAACAGACGUUUUCUGUGUCUACAACUAUCCAAACUGAUGUUUCGUUUAUGUAUCUCAGUCCAAGGAAGACUCCCGUUGAAACUGCGGUGUGGUCGUAAAACUGGAGAGUACUUUCAAAUAAAGAGCCUUUCUGCCGAGUACCUUCCAGGGAUCUGGUCCAAGUUGCCUGAAGCCCAGCCCCUUGCUUACGAGGAGUGUCGACUCAACCGUGGCCUUGACAUCAAUCUUGAGUACUCCUGUUCGGUGACUGCAAGAAGUCUGUGUCCUUAUGCUGAUCAAAUGAGAAACGUUAAGAUUGAAUAUUUCUGCUGGGAAGUUGGUAGGUAGAACCCCUCAGUUAUUGUAGGCCUGGGUCAUAGACCACGCGAAGUCCCUUAUUUCUUGCAAAGAUUGUAUAGUAUCAAAUAUUAAAAACACUAAAGCCCCAUUUACACGGCAGAAAAUUUUUGGUGCGGCUCGGAUGAAAGUGGUACGCGUACCCAAAAAAUAGUACUGAUUACUCAUUUACACGUUCUUUUUUCUACCGUGCUAAAAGAUGGGAAAUUAAGAUUUGGCACGGGUAAACGGCUCAACAUCUCGGCCAGCGUACUCGAUUCUUGCCUAGUGUGCAUGCUGCUUCCUCUGUAAGACAUGGCGGACGAAAAGUUCUUAGAAUUCCCACAGCUGCAUGUAGUCUACGCACAAUGAACAAGUGGGUGGUCAUUGAACUACUGGUGUGGUUAUUGAACUAUUGUGUGGUUAUUGAACACAUUGAACUAACGAAAAAGUAUUUACCACUUAGUUAAUGCUACAGAUUUAUGUUAAAAAAUUCUAACGUAUUUGUGGCUAUUUCCUCCUCAGCUGCAUGAUGACUACGCUCAUCAAUGAACUAAUGUGUGGUUAUUGAAUUUCUGGUGUGGUCAUUGAACUACUGUCGUGUUUAUAGAACUUUUGCGUGGUUAUUGAACUAACGAAAAGGCUCAUUUGCACAUGCUCUCCCACAUUGGUGCUGACCAAAGGCACGAAGGCUCAUCAGAGAAAAGUUAGCUCGGCACGGCUAAUCGUUUACACUGCACACUUUAUCCGAGCUGGGCUAGAUUUUCAGGAUCGCGUACCAAUUUUAUCCGUGCUCGGACUACUUCUCGACAUGGUCCGAGCACGGGUGAAAUUUUGGUACGGCACGGAUGGGGCAAAGUCGUUUGCACGACUAAAUCUAUCCGUGCCGAACCAAUUUUUUUGGUACGCGUACUUUGUUCAUCCGAGCCGUGCAAAAAUUUUCUGCCGUGUAAAUGGGGCUUAAAACUGCUCUCUAAAACUUCAUAUUUUGCCUCUUCCUUAUAUCCUCCCUUUAACUUGACGCCGAAUGCUCACGAAGGAGAAAAAUACCCUAGCCUUACCAUACUGUUUGUUUUGCAGAUCCUGAACUCCUGAAAGGCUUCGCCAUUUCUAAUCCCAAUGGAUGGGCAAAGUGAAGCGAG
Molecule: messenger RNA, 10664 nt
Organism: Porites lobata
Lineage: Eukaryota; Metazoa; Cnidaria; Anthozoa; Scleractinia; Poritidae
Source: the annotation of a GenBank genome assembly